Molecule: messenger RNA, 270 nt
Organism: Kluyveromyces marxianus DMKU3-1042
Lineage: Eukaryota; Fungi; Ascomycota; Saccharomycetes; Saccharomycetales; Saccharomycetaceae
Exons: 1
Coding region: 1-270 (89 amino acids)
Source: RefSeq, a predicted model, not a curated record
AUGACGACGAGCUUGGUUGAUGAUUUCGUUCAUUUCUUCAACCUUAGCCUUGGCUCUACCGAAAGUUCCCAAUCUCUUCUUUGCGACCUUUCUGGCUCUCUUUUCACCAGCGUUUCUGAUCAAUUCGAUCAAUCUUCUUUCGUAUGGAGCCAAAGAAGCGACUUCCUUAACGAUGCUUCUGACGAAAACGGUUCUUUGGGAAGCAGCACCCUUUCUGUAAGAGAUCUUUGGGGCUGGGGUCAAUUGGUUGACCUUCUUACCUUUGUUUAA